This is a messenger RNA of Pelagomonas calceolata, 1537 nucleotides long. Lineage: Eukaryota; Pelagophyceae; Pelagomonadales; Pelagomonadaceae. The record is from the annotation of a GenBank genome assembly.
CGUGCUGCCGCAUUGCCGUGCCGUACCGAGCCGCUCGCCGUCCCGCAUACUCAAUCACAGUCUCAGUGAGGACAAAAAGUACCAGGGGGCAGCCCGAAAGCCGAAAAGCGGCCCCGUUUGAGGCACAGCACCCACCACAGGACCCUAGCCCAGACCGGGACCUGGAACGCCCCGACGACGCGCCAGAACCGUAGAAACACGCAAAAAUGGCCCGCCCCCUCACUACACUCCUCGCCCUCGCCACAUCCACGAAUGCGCACUUCGUCUGGCUCUCGGCCAACGGCCACGGCGAGGCGGUCGCCGAGUUCAACGAGCCCGGGCGCCUCACGGACCCGCACCUGCUGGGCAAGCUGUACAACAUGACCCGGGGCCAGGUCCACACGAUGGACGGGACGACGGCGGACCUCCACUUCAUGACGCGCGGCGCCGGCGACGGCUACCACUGCGCGGCCGAGGUUUAUGCACCUUUACCAGCCCAGGGGUCGAUGGCCGUCGAGGCCCAGGCGACGUACGGGCUCUACGCCGUCGGCACGGACGAGGGCGGCACGGGCGAGAUGGAUUUAUUACAGUACUGGGCUGUGUGGAAAUCAAAUUUACGGCGCGGUUCGUCCUGAAUCGCCGCGUCGACCUCCACGCUAUCGACGCGACACCUGCUCGAUGGCGUGGCGAUGUCGGUUCCUCAUCGCUCGGCGGAGCCAGCGCGGCCACGUCAUCGCCGAGAAAUUACUUAUGCACCCGACGCACUUGUUGAUUUCCACACAGGUACUGGGCGACGGCCGUUCAUCCUGGUAGCGAUGCUAGCUUGGAUCAGUGGAGUCUGGUAGAAGAGGCGUUCACGAACGACUUCGAAGUUACGCUGCGGGAUCCGCAAGGCGCCGCGUGGGCCACGGUGGCCCCGUCCGUCGACGUGAGCAAUCCGAAUAACGAGUGCGAGCCGGACGCGGCGACGCACGAGAGCGGAGACACGUGCGUCGUGGCCGUCGUGCGCUGGAAGGGCCAGAGGGCGACGUUCGACGUGACGGUGUCGACGUACGACCACACGGGCGCGAAGUUGCGGGAUUCGAUCGCCGAAGACGGCGUGGUCGUCGUGAGAGCGCCCGCGGACGCCCAGACCUACGCCCUCGUGCACCACGCCGAAGAAAAGCCGGGCACGACGGAGAGCGGAGAGAGCUACGACGUCGUCAACCACUACGCCACCACGACUUUCGCCAACGCCGUGCACUGCCACGGCGGCAGCUGCCACACGCACGCGGGCGCGUACGCGGGCCCGCACGGCGGCAUGCACGGCGGCGGCAUGCACGGCGGCUACGGCGGCAUGGGGUCGACGUCCGAGCGCAAGGCCGACGGCGACCACGCCGGCAACACGGGCAUGCUCUUCUUCUUCUCGCUCUUUUCGGCGUGUCUCGGCGGGGCGAUUGGAUUCGUGCUCGGCGCGCGCCGAACGGAACAGGGCUUCCGCCUCAUGUUCUGGCGCCGCGGCGACGCGCGCUUCGACCUGCAGGGGUCGUCAAAACCACAACUGAGCGAGGUCAUCUAG